CAUGGAAGACCCCUCAGGCUCUGGCGGCUGGCGGUUUGCCCAAUGCUUCGGUGACAAGGGCGAGGUCGAGGACAUUACCGAGGCCGACAUCAUAUCUACCGUCGAAUACGACUCGACAGGGAACUAUCUCGCCACUGGAGACAAGGGAGGUCGUGUCGUGCUGUUCGAGCGCAAUGAAAUGAAAAAAGGAUGUGAAUACAAGUUCUACACAGAGUUCCAAUCGCACGAACCCGAGUUCGAUUAUCUGAAAUCGCUCGAAAUCGAAGAGAAGAUUAACAAGAUCAAGUGGUGCAAACGGCAAAAUGCUGCGCAUUUCCUGCUGUCAACGAACGACAAAACAAUAAAGCUAUGGAAAGUAUUUGAGAAGUCAUUAAAAGUCGUGUCAGAAUCAAACCACUUCGACGGCGCUCGCCCGCUACCAACACCUGCUUCACCAAGUCAUCUGAAGUUGCCUCGCAUGACACAGCAAGACAAUAUUAUUGCUGCAGUGCCUCGCAAAGUCUACUCUAACGCCCACGCCUACCAUAUCCACUCUAUCUCUGUCAACUCAGAUCAAGAAACAUACAUUUCGGCGGACGAUUUACGAAUCAACCUUUGGAACCUCAAUAUCAGCGACCAGAGUUUCGACAUCGUCGAUAUCAAGCCAGUGAAUAUGGAGGAGCUCACGGAGGUCAUCACGGCGACAGAGUUCCAUCCGACGCAGUGCAACCUCUUUAUGUACUCUAGUUCGAAGAGUAACAUCAAGUUGGCCGACAUGCGCGACUCUGCGCUGUGCGAUAGGCACGCCAAAGGCUUCGAAGAGGAGGAAGAUCCCACGACCCGCUCGUUCUUCUCAGAAAUCAUCUCCUCGAUAUCGGAUGUGAAGUUCAGUCAUGACGGACGAUACAUCCUAUCUCGUGACUAUCUAUCGCUGAAGAUCUGGGACAUUAACAUGGAGUCGCGACCCAUCAAGACGAUUCCAAUCCACGACCACCUCCGCGGCAAGCUUUGUGACCUUUAUGAGAACGAUUGCAUCUUCGACAAGUUCGAGUGCGUCUGGGGUGGGGAUGACAGGCACGUGCUGACAGGGUCUUACCACAACUAUUUCCGGAUAUACGACGUGGACACGUUGAACGACGUUGUAUUACAAGCUGACAAAUCGGCGUUCAAAGCCAAGAAAAUUGGUGGACCCCUCCCCGGACAGAAAGGCCUGAAGAAUGGGCCAAGGGUUGGCGGGCUGAGGGAUGCUAUGCAGCUGGAGACUCUCGACUUCAACAAGAAAAUUCUGCACGCGAGCUGGCAUCCUCGGGAGAAUACCAUCGCGAUCGCUGCUACGAACAACCUGUUCCUGUACAGCGCGGCUUG
Molecule: messenger RNA, 1344 nt
Organism: Cyclocybe aegerita
Lineage: Eukaryota; Fungi; Basidiomycota; Agaricomycetes; Agaricales; Hemipholiotaceae
Source: the annotation of a GenBank genome assembly